CGCGAAGAAAUAUGAGGGAAAAGUAUACUUUUCCAAUUUUUCUCCUCUCUCCGCUGCUUUAUCCAGUAUCCACUCGAAUGAAGGACGGAAAAUAGCUUCAUCUCCCUCUUCCACUCUGUGGUAUCGCUUCUCUCCCGCCGGGCAAACAAUGGCGGUCAUGCUAAACCAUCAUCUCUUCACCGCCUCCGGCGGCAGCAGCUUCGUCUGCAAGAUGUCCAAGACCAACCCGACGGUCUUCGUGGAGAAGAAGACCGGCUCCGUCGACUACGACAAAGGCGAGCACCUUGUUUCCACUGAGCUCAGCGGAGUCAGGCAAGCCAACAUUCCUAGACGCUACCGGCUCAGGGUCGAACGAGAUAGGUUCCAGAAGGACUGGUCCCUCUCCCAGGUGGUCCAGAAGGUUCUCGCGCUCGAUCCUCGCGGGGACGACGUGGAGGCCGUUUUGAACCACUGGGCUGGCCGCUUCGCUCGCAAGAAUUUCCCUUAUCUCAUCAAGGAGAUAACGCGGAAGGGAUCGUUGGACCACAGUCUGUUGGUUUUCAGCUGGAUGAAGAAUCAACAGAUUUAUCGUGCUUGUACUGAAAUCUAUAACAGGAUGAUCAUGUUGCUUGCUCGCCAUGGCCGGAUUGAUCAGGCUCGUGGGUUGUUCUUCGAAAUGCAGAAAUGGAGGUGCAAACCGGAUGUUGAGACUUACAAUGCACUUAUCAACGCCCACGGUAGAGCUGGUCAAUGGCGGUGGGGAUUGAAUAUAAUGGACGAGAUGCUGCGAGAAGCUAUAACACCUAGUCGGUCCACGUAUAAUAAUUUGAUUAAUUCUUGUGGAUCCAGUGGUAAUUGGAGAGAGGCACUGAAGCUUUGCAAGAAAAUGACUGAAAAUGGCGUUGGGCCUGAUUUAGUGACCCACAACAUUGUUUUAUCUGCUUACAAGACUGGAGCUCAGUAUGCAAAAGCCUUGUCUUACUUUGAGCUGAUGAAAGGAACAAGCAUUAGACCAGAUACAACAACAUUCAACAUUGUGAUUCAUUGCUUAGUUAAGCGUGGCCAGUAUGAGAAGGCCCUCGAUAUUUUCAAUUCCAUGAGGGAUAAGAGAGCAGAUUGCCAUCCCGAUGUUGUCACCUUUACAACAAUGAUCCAUUUGUAUUCUUCCAUGGGGAAGAUUGAGAAUUGUUCUGCUGUGUUCAAUACCAUGCUCGGUGAGGGACUGAGGCCUAAUAUUGUUUCAUACAAUGCAUUGAUUGGGGCAUAUGCUUCUCGUGGCAUGGGUAAAGAGGCACUUUCAGUUUUUGAUGAAAUGAGGAAGAAUGGGUUUUGUCCUGAUGUUGUGUCAUACACUUCCUUGCUGAAUUCAUAUGGGAGAUCUCAGCAGCCUGUGAAAGCAAGAGAAGUUUUUGAGAUGAUGAAGAGAGAAAAACUGAAACCGAAUAUUGUCACCUAUAAUGCAUUGAUUGAUGCCUAUGGAUCUAAUGGGUACUUGGCAGAAGCAGUGGGCAUCUUACGUGAAAUGGAGCUUGCUAGUAUUAAGCCAGAUGUUGUGUCUAUAAGCACUCUUCUAGCUUCAUGUGCCCGAUGUGGCCGAAAGGUUAAUAUCGAUGCAGUGAUUUCAGCUGCUGAAAUGCGGGAUAUCAGAUUAAACACUGUUGCUUACAAUUCAGCUAUUGGUGCCUAUAUGAACGUUGGGGAAUAUGAUAAGGCAGUUGCAUUGUUUCGAUCCAUGGGGAAAAGAAAAGUACUGCCUGAUUCUGUUACUUACAAUGUCUUGAUAAGUGGGUGUUGCAAGAUGUCAAAAUACAGCGAAGCUAUAGACUUUUUUGGCAAGAUGAUGGAUUCGAAAUUGCGAUUGACUAAGGAGGCUUACUCAUCUGUGAUUUCUGCCUACAGCAAGCAGGGCCUAGUUGCAGAGGCAGAAUCCGUGUUCAACAUGAUGAAGACGUCUGGCUGCUGUCCUGAUGUUAUCACCUACACUGCGAUGCUACACACAUACAAUGCUGCAGAAUGCUGGGAAAAAGCUUGUGCUUUACUUCAAGAAAUGGACGCCUAUAGCAUACAACCAGAUACUAUUGCAUUGUCUGCUUUAAUGAGAGCUUUCAAUAAGGGAGGUGACCAAGGCCAGGUCCUUGUCUUGGCACAGAUUAUGAGAGAUAAAGGAAUCCCGUUCAGUGAUGCCAUUUUCUUCGAAAUGGUUUCUGCAUGUAGCCUGUUGAGAGAUUGGAAGAAAGCACUUGAGUUGGUACAGCUGAUGGAGCCUUCUUUCCCUGUGAUUUCUGUUGGACUACUAAAUCAACUUCUUCAUCUUCUGGGAAAAAGUGGAAAAACAGAUUCUAUGAUCAAGUUAUUUUACAAGAUUAUAGCUUCUGGUGCUGAAAUAAAUUUCAACAGUUACUCCAUACUGUUGAAGAAUCUCCUGGCCGUUGGGAAUUGGAGAAAAUACAUCGAGGUAUUGGAGUGGAUGGAGAAUGCAAAAGUCGAGCCUUCUAAUGGAAUGUACGAAGACAUACUCAACUUUGCUCAAAAGCAUGGUGGAGAAUUUGCUGCUACCAUAAAAGCAAGAGUUGAAUCACUGAGAAGGCAGCCGGUCGAAAGCAACUUGUAAUGCUGAGUAGAUAGUUAAGACUUGAGAGAAGCUGUUAAAGAGGAUGGAAUGGUGCUUCAUUUCCUUAAGAGCUCUCAGUUGCAUUUUGCAGAGAAUUUAUUUGCUGUAUUAUGUAUAUAUGUAAAAAAAUAAAUUGUAGAUAAAACAAUUUUGUAACAGUUCGUCUAGUUAUAUUCAGUCAGCUCUUGGGAGAAGUAAUCACUCUUAUCAGUUGAAGAAGUCUAAUCAGUCGGUUACGUGCCACAACAUGGCUCUUGUAGUGUUCGUUUUAAUUGUUCUUAUUUACUUUGACUAUCAUUUCACGAAGAAGCCGUUGUAUUGUGGCUCUCUCGUGCUUACCUAGUUAAUCCGGAAGGGUUUCUAUGAAAAAAAAAAAAAAAAAGUCU
Messenger RNA from Linum trigynum, 2976 nucleotides. The record is from the annotation of a GenBank genome assembly. NCBI's taxonomy places the organism in Eukaryota, Viridiplantae, Streptophyta, Magnoliopsida, Malpighiales, Linaceae.